UGGAACUUGCUACAAGAAGACCUCAGGUUUACAACUAGAGCAAAGUCCAGCGGGGCCAGUAGCCAUAACAUGCGAGUGUUCAACCCCGAGGCCGUUGGGGAUGGAGGACGGAACCAUCCGCAACAAGCAAAUCUCAGCUUCUUCAAGUAGACGUCGUGGCCUAGCCUCGGCCGGCCGCCUCAACGCCGCCAGCAAAUGGUCACCAAAUGUCAAUGCCAAUUCCUGGAUUGAAGUGGACCUCACUGAGAGCACAGUAGUAUCCGGGGUCAUCACACAAGGAGGCCCGAGAGGGUGGGGGUAUGUGACAAGGUAUAAGGUGUCGUACCAGACAAAAUCCUCACCUGACCGCCUUCACGUGACAGAUGAAAGGGGGAACAUCAAGGUGUUCAUCGGUAACAAUGACGGCAACACACCGGUAACUAACGUAUUUAAAGAACGAGUAGAAGCAGUGACAGUGCGCAUUCAGCCUACUAAAUGGCGUAACGGAGUUUGUCUUCGAAUUGAGUUGGUUGGCUGUCGCCGAGGAUAAUGCCGUGGAAAUACCCUUCAGGCACAGCAUUCAAUACGCUUUGUUACUGGGAAACAUACGUCUUCUCUUUACUAUAAAACAGUAAACUGGCGAAAGCGCAGCACCAGAAUUGACGCUCGUUCCCAGCCUUUUAUUUUUUUGGCGGAUCACCAUUAAUGUGCUCUAAAGUCUUAUGCUGUAGGCCUAUACAAGAUUUCAAAUUCUAUUUUGAACGCAAAAUGUA
Acanthaster planci (crown-of-thorns starfish) is the source of this 752-nucleotide messenger RNA. RefSeq names its product lactadherin-like. The record is from RefSeq and is a predicted model, not a curated record. NCBI's taxonomy places the organism in Eukaryota, Metazoa, Echinodermata, Asteroidea, Valvatida, Acanthasteridae.